Messenger RNA from Meloidogyne enterolobii, 540 nucleotides. Lineage: Eukaryota; Metazoa; Nematoda; Chromadorea; Rhabditida; Meloidogynidae. The record is from the annotation of a GenBank genome assembly.
AUGGAACCUCAUCAUUACCCGUAUUUUGUAUUAAUCCCUAAUGAUCAUUUAGAACAUGUAAUUAACAUUGGGGAUAUAUUUACAAUAAAGGAUUUACAUUUGGAUUGUAGAUUUAAAAAUUUAACGGACUGCGGUCCUAACAAUUCAUGGAUCAUCAAAAACUCUUCAAAUCUUUUAUCAGUGCAAGGGUCUGCACAAAUUCACCAUAUACUCUAUCGAGCAAAGGAAAAAGAGGCCGAAGGGAGAAUCAAUAAAAUUGGAAAUAGAUCAAGCAAGACAAAAAAAAUACACAGUUUAUGGGCCAGUUCUAAAAACUCAAGCAACGAAGCACACAUUAUCAGACAUCAAACAAAUUUCGAAUUUGAAAACAUUGAAGCUGGCCAAAAAAUACUAACUACGAUUAGAAGUGUUAAAAUUCCAAAUGGAGUAAAAGUCAACACUCACUUCAUCUUGCCUGGGAACUCAAAAUUUGGCACCAAGGACAUGAAAUUUUACAAAAGAAAAGCACACAUAAUUACAAAUCUAAAUCUAAAUUUAUAA